AUGCAUUACCAGGCGCACAAAAAUUCCAAGAUGCUGGACAUGUUGAGCACCUUCGACAUUGGAAGGGAUCCUUUGCCGGAUUGGAUGCUAUGGGUCCAUGCAAUUAUGGUGUGGUUUGUGGUGAGCGCGUCCAGUUGGACAAUUGCAGUUGCACAGGAGCAUUUUACAGAGAAACGGUACCAGUGGUUGAAGGACAUUCCCUUCCCUCGAGCGAACACAGUUCUGGUAAGGAACAUUCCGCCGAUGUAUCGCUCCGACAGUGCUUUGCAGCAGUAUUUCUCGAAUGUGUUCAACGACGAUGUCAUCGAGCGGGCUUAUGUGGUGCGGCGUACAGGCCGCUUGUCUCACCAGGUAGCCGCCUUGAGGGAAGCCAGACUCCAGGUGGUGCACGCCAAGCAGCAUUGGGAGGAUGCUGGAUCUCCAGAAGGCAACGAACCGGAGAAGGUCAAUUUGAUUAGAUGUCAAAAGCGUGUCAAGCUCCUCACGGAAGAAGUCGCUUCAGCGCAAAGACGUGUUAAAGAUGCUGUUGCUCGAGGCGAUCCUUUGGUUUGCACCUCCACGGGCUUUGUCACCUUCAACACGGAGCUGGCUUCACGGUUGGCUUCCAGGGAGCAGUACACGCGGGAUGUCACCAAUUUCCAAAUUUCCAUGCCACCAGAUCCUCAUGAUUUGAUAUAUGAAAAUCUUGCAGAUCAAGAGAUGAAUUCCGCUGGGUGGAACUGGGCGGGCGUGGCCUCGAUUUGGGGUGUAUUUACCCUUUGGGUGCCCUUUGUGGUUCUGAUUUCCAGUUGGACAACCUUUGGAGCGCUUCAGGAGAACCUCCCUCGACUCAAGGCCUUGGUGCAAGAACAUCCAUGGCUGGAUCGGAUGUUGACCGGCGUGUUUGCGACCAUUGCCCUGAAGGUCUUCCUGGCCUUCUUGCCAACAGCACUAUAUCUCAUCAUCCGGAACUUGAUGAGUGUCAAAUCUACCACUGAGGUGCAGAUUCUCAUGCAGAGAUGGUAUGGAUUGUUCUUAGUCAUGUUUGUGCUGCUUGUGACUUCCUUGAGUCGUGGUGUCACCCUCACACUGGUCAGCAUUGCUCAAAAGCCCGGUCGAAUCUUUAGCUUGUUGGCAGACUUUUUGCCAUCUGCCUCCCACUUCUAUUUCAACUACAUCAUCCUCGGGUGGACGGUCCCUGUUCUAGAGCUGAUCCGAAACUCCAACUUCUGGAAGUUCCAUGCCUUUCGUUGGUUUUUCUCCAUGUCCAUGCAGGAGGCCAAGGAAUAUGGGGAGCCAGAAGACCCUGCCAGCUAUGGAGUGGGAGCACGAAUGGCAUAUUCUUUGCUCAUUGCCGCCAUCACGUUCACGUUUUGUUCUUGCUCUCCUUUGAUUUUUGUCUUCGCGUUCAUUUCAUUGACACUGUCGCAAGCAACGUAUACCUAUUUGGUAGUCUAUGCAGAGACAAAGAAGCCAGACACUGGGGGGGUGCUUUGGGUCAACGGCAUCAAUCAUUUGUUUCUGGUGAUCACAAUUUACAUUUUGCUGAUGACUGGUGUGCUUCAGAUGCUCAGCCAAAGCCGGCAGUGGCUGGGACCACCCUUAGUGGCCUUGGCUUCGCUGGCUAUUCUUUACUUGGGAAAAAUGCGAGUCGAUACGCUGGCAUUUGACGUGCUGCCUUUGGAAGAGGUUGUCAGAACAAGCAGAGAAAGCCAGGAGAAGGCCAAGCACCAACAAGGACGAUAUUUGCAGCCAGAAUGUGAUCCAGACAUUGUCGCUGCAGCAAUGUCGUGA
Durusdinium trenchii is the source of this 1773-nucleotide messenger RNA. NCBI's taxonomy places the organism in Eukaryota, Dinophyceae, Suessiales, Symbiodiniaceae. The record is from the annotation of a GenBank genome assembly.